AUGGGGGUCGGCACGGACCAGAACGUGGGCUGGCUCCUGCCUCUACUGCUGGUGGUCACGGUGUCCUCCGCCCAAAGCCAAGGAUGCCCCCAGCGCUGCGAGUGCUACGCCAAACUGAAGACGGUGUCCUGUUACGGCAAACGCCUGUCCGCGCUGCCAGACGGGAUUCCGCCGGACACCAAGAUCUUAGACCUCAGCGGGAACAGACUUCGCUGGGUGGAGCACGGGGACCUGCUUCCGUUUCCGCGCCUCGAGAAGCUGGACCUGAGCGAUAACAUGAUCAGCGUCCUGGACCCGAACGCUUUUUCCGGCCUUCAGAACCUGCAGUCCCUCUCGCUGAGGGGGAACCAGUUGAAGCUGGUCCCCAUGGGGGCUUUCUUGCGUCUCUCCAAUCUAACUUCUUUGGACCUUAGUGAAAACAAGAUUGUAAUUCUUUUGGAUUUCACAUUCCAAGACCUAAAGAGUCUGAAGAACUUGGAGGUCGGAGACAACGAUCUGGUUUACAUAUCGAAUAAGGCCUUUCUGGGUCUGGUGGGCCUGAAAGAGCUGACCAUUGAGAGGUGCAACCUGACUUCGGUGUCCAGCCAGUCUUUGUCUUACCUGCAUAACCUGGUGACCCUUCGGCUUCGCUACCUCAGUAUCUCUGCCCUGGAGGAGCAGAACUUCAGGAAGCUGGGGAACCUGAGGGGGCUGGAGAUCGACCACUGGCCCUUUCUGGAGCACAUCUCCCCCCACAGCCUGCAGGGCCUCAACCUGUCCUGGCUGUCCGUAACCCACACCAACAUCACCUCCGUGCCCACCUCUGCACUCCGCAGCCUGGCCCACCUCACCAGCCUCAACCUGUCCUACAACCCCAUCUCUGUGCUGGAGUCCUGGGCCCUGCGGGACCUCCUCAGGCUCAAGGAGCUGCACCUGGUGGGCACCAACCUGGCCGUGGUGCAGCCCUACGCCCUGGGAGGUCUCAGGCAAAUCCGCCUCCUCAACUUCUCCGCCAACGUCCUGGUGACCCUGGAGGAGGGGGCCUUUCAGUCCGUCAACACCCUGGAGACCCUGCGCCUGGACGGAAACCCGUUAGCAUGCGACUGCCGCCUGCUCUGGAUCCUCCAGCGCAGGAAGACCCUCAACUUCGACGGGGCCUCCCCCGUGUGCUCGACGCCCGUGGAGGUGCAGGGACGGGCUCUCAACGCCUUCUCCGACUCCGCCCUCUUCGACCACUUCACCUGCCAGAAGCCCAAGAUCCGCAACAGGAAGCUGCAGCAGAUAUCGGCCCACGAGGGCCAGGUGGUCUCCUUCAUCUGCAAGGCCGAAGGGGAACCGGCCCCCGUCGUAUUCUGGAUUUCCCCCCAGCGCCGCCGCAUUACCACGAAGAGUAACGGUCGACUGACCGUGUUACCAGAGGGGACGCUAGAGAUAAAGUACGCCCAGGUGAUGGAUACUGGAACCUACAUCUGUAUAGCUAGCAACGCCGGUGGGAACGACACCUACUUCGCCACACUGACAGUCAGUGGACUUCCCCAGGAUGCUGCCCUCAUGGCCAAUCGAACCUACUAUGUUGGAGACCUAAAUGACACCAAUCUGAACGAUACAAGAGUCUUCUUGAAGUUCACCCUCGACCUGAAGACCAUCCUCAUAUCGACAGCCAUGGGCUGCAUCAUGUUCCUGGGGGUGGUCCUGUUCUGUUUCAUUUUGCUCUUCGUCUGGAUGACGGUCCGACCGGUCGGUUAUCCCCAAAAAUCUCAUGCCAACGCCAUCGUGGUUCCCCAAAGGGAAUAUGUCCCUCUCAUCUUUAGAGGGCUGAACCUCUCUGCUCCAUCUGAGGGGACUCAGGCGCUCUAUAAUGGAAACUGGUGA
Molecule: messenger RNA, 1851 nt
Organism: Menidia menidia (Atlantic silverside)
Lineage: Eukaryota; Metazoa; Chordata; Actinopteri; Atheriniformes; Atherinopsidae
Source: the annotation of a GenBank genome assembly